UUGAUCUUCUUCUUCUCCAAAUCUCACUGUAGGGUUUUUAGGGGUUAUCUCUCUCUCUCUCUCUCGCUGCAAUAAUGGAGUCUCUAGGGAAGCUACAGCUUCGUCAGCAACCAAAUCACCUCUCUUUCACUCACUUCUCUUCAUCUCUCCCGAAAAAUUCUUCAUCCUUCUCUUUCAGAUCCUUACCCAGAUCAACUCCGUCCUUCAAAUCCGCUUCUAUCAAAGCUUCAUCAUCGAAAUCUCAAGAGCCGAGGCUCUCAGUCCUCAAAUCCACCUGCGUCACCGUCACUACUGCAGCAGCGUUGUUCCUUGUGAAUCUCCAGCUCAAACCUUCGCCGGCGAUUGCCGCCCCUGUCACGGCGACGCCAUCUGUGGAAUCUCUCGAACAGGGUAACGAGGAUUAUUCUUAUCAAGAUGUAGAGAGAUCGCUCGAAGAGCAUCUUGUUUCUCAACCUGAAGAUGUGGAAGUUCUACGUGGUUUGAUGGAGAUAAAGAUCAAAUCUCGGAAGCUUCCAGAAGCAAUAGAAUUGAUUGAUAGGUUGAUUGAACUGGAACCAGAGGAGAAGGAAUGGCCAAUUUUGAAAGCUAAUAUCUUUAGUUACAGUGGAGAUUUAGAUUCUGCUAAAGCUGGAUUCGAGGAGAUUAUAGCUAAGGAUCCGCUUCGUGUCGAGGCUUAUCACGGCCUAGUUAUGGUUUAUUCAGAUUCUGGUUCUGAUUUGAAUGCGAUGGAGAAGAGAAUUGAGGAGGCGAUGGUGAGGUGCAAGAAAGAGAAGAAUCGUAAGGACUUGAGGGACUUCAAGCUUCUAGUGGCGCAAAUUCGGGUUGUUGAAGGGAAGCAUAACGAAGCAUUGAAGCUGUAUGGUGAGCUAGUGAAGGAAGAGCCGAGAGACUUCAGGCCGUAUCUAUGUCAGGGGAUUAUAUACACAGUGUUGAAGAAGCAAGAUGAGGCGGAGAAACAGUUUGAGAAGUUCAGGAGACUUGUCCCCAAGAAUCAUCCAUACAGAGAGUAUUUUAUGGAUAAUAUGGUUGCUACUAAGCUCUUUGCCGAGAAGGCACAGCGAGAGAUGGCUGGAUCAAAGAGUUAACUGGCUAAUGAUGAUUGUCUUACAAAAUGGUAAUGCUUGGUGGUAUUCGGCUUGAAUGUGAUUUUGUUGGGUUUUCGGUUGUUUGAUGAUUGUAGUAGGUAGUUUCAGAGUGAAUUGAUAUCAAGAUCAUGUGUUGUAGCAUUUGUUGAAUACUCAAUACUGGAAUCUUGAAUUUCUUGCAGUGUUUUUUUUUUUUGA
Capsella rubella is the source of this 1283-nucleotide messenger RNA. RefSeq names its product protein SLOW GREEN 1, chloroplastic. Gene Ontology annotation, cellular component: chloroplast thylakoid membrane. Gene Ontology annotation, molecular function: protein binding. The transcript has a single exon. The record is from RefSeq and is a predicted model, not a curated record. Lineage: Eukaryota; Viridiplantae; Streptophyta; Magnoliopsida; Brassicales; Brassicaceae. Bases 75 to 1085 code for a protein of 336 amino acids.